This is a messenger RNA of Oikopleura dioica, 318 nucleotides long. NCBI's taxonomy places the organism in Eukaryota, Metazoa, Chordata, Appendicularia, Copelata, Oikopleuridae. The record is from the annotation of a GenBank genome assembly.
AUGUCGCCGAAAAACGACACUGACAACAUCGAAGAAGCCCGACAAGGAUACGUCUACUUCCACCUGAAGAAGGAGCACAUCGUUGUCAAGGCUCCAACGACGAGAAAAGAUGAAGUCUUCAAGGUGAAAGAUGACAACAUCGCCGAGACUUUGCGCGCCGCUCAAUUGAACUGGAAGCUCAAAGUUGCCAAGAUCAGUGAAGAUGAGGAGGCAAUCAAAACGGCGCAAAGUGAGCUGAAUUUGCUCGAGUCGCAGAAAGAUGUUCUGAACUACGCUUCUGGCACUCGAAAACGCACCCGCCAAGACGCCAAGUUCUAG